Molecule: messenger RNA, 8058 nt
Organism: Patella vulgata (common limpet)
Lineage: Eukaryota; Metazoa; Mollusca; Gastropoda; Patellidae
Product: 1-phosphatidylinositol 4,5-bisphosphate phosphodiesterase gamma-1
Exons: 34
Coding region: 259-4056 (1265 amino acids)
Biological process (GO): positive regulation of epithelial cell migration; phosphatidylinositol-mediated signaling; phospholipid catabolic process
Molecular function (GO): protein binding; phosphatidylinositol-4,5-bisphosphate phospholipase C activity
Source: RefSeq, a predicted model, not a curated record
UCAUGAGGAGAACCCCGGAAGAUAAAAUUGUGGCAGGCCAGAGUAGAUAAUAACAUCUCACUCUCGGUUUAUUUACUUUCCAGCACAUGUAGGAUGACAGAAGUCUUAAAUACUCAACGUCUAUGGGAAACACGAUAAAUUUAGCCAUGACCUAAUCGACAAAAGCUGUGGUGUAGCAAAGCAAACUUCAGGAAAAAGAAAGAGUUUCCAUUAUUAGGCUAUUUAAAGAGGAGGAAUCGGAGAAGGUAAAAAAUUAAAAUGGCUGCCCCCAUACCCAUCGCUAAUGGCAUUGGUGGGGGGCUGUCGGAACCAGAAAUAGUUGAAAUUCUCCGACCAUUAGAAAUCGGCCUAGUGACAACCUUGUUUUUCUAUAGAAAGAAACCAGAAAGAAGAACUUUAAAAGUCAAAUUAGAAACCAGGCAGUUGAUAUGGAUCAAAAGUGUUGGUGGACGUCCUGAAGGAGUAGUUAAUCUUAGGGAAGUUCAUGAAAUAAGAGCUGGCAAAAAUUCUAAAGAUUUUGAAAAAUGGUUUGAAGAAUCUCGCAAAUGUGAUAGUCGGGCCUGUCUCAUAAUAUUUUAUGGAAAUGAAUUUAAGCUGAAAACUCUCUCCAUUGUUGCUAACAGCCGUGAAGACUUCAAUGUUUGGGUAAGAGGAUUAGAAUACUUAGUACGUGACACUAAAGCAGCAUCGUUUCAACUUCACCUUGAAAGAUGGUUACGAAAGGAGUUUUAUAUGAUGGAAAAAUCUGGUUCAGAAGUGGUAACAUUAAAGAAUUUAAAGGCAUGGUUACCCAGGAUCAAUUACAAAACAUCAACAGGAAAAUUAAGAGAGAAAUUUCAGGAGGUUGAUACAGCAAGUAAAGGGGAGGUUGUAUUUGAACAAUUUGCUACCUUAUACCAUAAACUUGUCCAUGUCACAAGUAUUAUUACAGACAAUAAUGAUAAAUAUUUUGAUCAAGUUGGAGAUGAAAAACAAAUGUCUGUGGACAAGUUCAAAUUUUUUUUAAUGGAAGAACAAAAGGAGAUAAAUGUAAAUACUAGUGAUGUGAAGAAAAGAAUGAUGGAUUUUCUAGAUGAUACAGUUAGAGCAGCAGGUGGACUUUAUUUUACAGAAUAUGAGUUUUUAGAUUAUUUAUUUUCACCUGAAAAUACAUUAUGGAAUAGCGCAAAUGAUCCCCAAGACAUGACUCAUCCUUUGUCCCAUUACUGGAUAGCCUCUUCACAUAAUACAUAUUUAACAGGAGAUCAGUUAUCUAGUGAAUCAUCUUGUGAAGCCUAUGCUAGAUGUUUACGUAUGGGUUGUAGAUGUUUAGAAUUGGAUUGUUGGGAUGGACCUGAUGGUUAUCCAUAUAUCUAUCAUGGUCAUACACUUACUUCUAAAAUAAAAUUCUAUGAUGUUCUCAAGACCAUUAAAGACCAUGCAUGGGUGGCAUCAGACUAUCCUCUGAUUCUGUCCAUUGAGAACCAUUGUAGUUUAGGACAACAAAGAAAUAUGGCUACUGCAUUUAAAGAAAUAUUUGGGGACACUUUACUAAUGGAACCUGUUGAUAAAGAGGCUACAUGUUUACCAUCACCUAGUCAGUUAAAAUUUAAGAUAAUUAUUAAGCAUAAAAAGUUACCAGAGUGGGUGGAUGGUAAUGAAUGGAAAUAUACUGUAUCUAGUGAUGAUAGUGCUGCUGAAGCAGAUUUAAGUUUGUCAGUAAAGAAUGGUAUGAUGUACUUAGAAAAUGCAUUAGAUCAUACGUGGCAUCCCCAUUUUUUUGUGUUAAAUUCCAACAAGUUAUAUUAUACAGAAGAGACACAGCAAGCUGACCAGGAAGAAGUUGAUGAUGAUGAUGAUGGUUCGUUAGAUGGAAGAGCAGUUGAGGAAUUACAUUUUAGUGAGAGAUGGUUUCAUGGUAGAUUGGAAGGGGGCAGACGGCGAGCUGAAGAAUUAUUACAACAGUAUUGUUAUCUUGGUGACGGAACAUUCCUGGUUCGAGAAAGUGAUACAUUUGUUGGAGACUUCUCAUUAUCGUUUUGGCGGCAGGGUACUGCUAACCACUGUAGAAUUAGAUCUCGGCAGGAACGAGGCCAAGUCAAGUAUUAUCUCAUUGAUAAAGUCACAUUUGACAGUUUAUAUAAUCUUAUCACACAUUAUCGUCAUUUCCCACUACGUAGUCCAGAAUUUACCAUGAUACUUAAAGAACCUGUCCCACAGCCACAAAGUCAUGAAGGCAAAGAAUGGUAUCAUGAAGGUAUGAGCCGGGCAACUGCUGAAGAUCUUCUAAAACGAGUAAAUUUUGAUCGAGCAUUUUUAGUUCGGAACAGCGUUACAGAUCAAACCACCUAUGCCAUAUCUUUUCGAGCUGAUGGUAAAAUCAAACAUUGUCGUAUAAAAUUAGAGGGUAGAUUAUUUAUGAUCGGUAAUGCCCAGUUUGAAAGUCUGGUAGAACUUGUCUCAUAUUAUGAGAAACAUCCACUUUACAAGAAAAUGAAACUACGUUAUCCGGUGAAUGAAGAAAUAGUACAACAAUUAGAUAUGGCCCCAGAUGAUACUGGUAUUUACGGUACUCCUGAUCUCUACAUCAAUCCUAAUGACUUUACAACUAAACUUCGUGUAAAAGCACUACAUGAUUAUUCUGCUAAUCGUACUGAUGAACUCUCCUUCUGUAAAGGUGCUAUAAUAACAAAUGUCUCAAAACAAGAUGGCGGCUGGUGGAGAGGUGACCAUGCCAACAAAAGACAACACUGGUUUCCUUCUAAUUAUGUUGAAGAAAUAGAAGAACAAACAGCUGCUAUAGAAUCUACACCAUUAGGUUCCUUGCAACAAGGUUCAAUAGAUGUACAAGGUUGUCGUACAGAAGUUUUACCAGCACGUGCUGGCAGGCCUUUUGCUUUCCGUAUACUUUCUCGAAGUCAAGCCCAUCCCCUUGAAGUUUCUUGUGAUACAGAAGCUGAUAUGUUGGACUGGAUAGAAAGAAUUAAUGAAUGUUCAUCUAGUGCUGUUUUAAGGACGAGUGAACAGAGGUUGUUAGAGAGAACUAAAAGAAUAGCUCGUGAAUUCUCAGAUUUAGUUGUAUAUUGUAGAGCUGUUCCAUUUGUACCUGAAGACAUACCAGGAUCAUAUUAUGAAAUGUCAUCUUUUCCUGAAACCAAGGUUGAUAAAUGGGUGAACAAAGCCAAGGCGAAAUUUUUCCUCAUGUAUCAUAGACGUCAGUUAAGUCGUGUUUAUCCUAAAGGACAGAGAGUAGACUCUUCUAACUAUGAUCCCGUACCUAUAUGGAAUUGUGGUUCACAGAUAUUAGCUUUGAACUACCAGACUCCUGAUCAACCCAUGCAGAUUAACCAUGGACGCUUCAGACAAAAUGGAGGUUGUGGCUAUGUUUUACAACCAGAAAUGAUGCGCAAUGAAGCAUUCAAUCCUUUUGAGAAGAAAUUUCUAAGUCAACUUAAUGUAGAACCCUUGUCAGUAACUAUAACUAUAAUAGGAGCUCGACAUCUAGUAAAAGCGGGGCGGGGUAUAGCCAGUCCUUUUAUAGAAAUAGAAGUCACCGGCAUAGAAUGUGAUACUCAGAAGUUUAAAACCGGUACAAAAGUUGAUAAUGGCCUUAAUCCUGUAUGGAAUGAGUGUUGUGUAUUAGAUAUUAUGUGUCCAGAGUUAGCUAUUAUAAGAUUUGUAGUACAGGAUGAAGAUAUUUUUGGUGAUCCAAAUUUUCUGGGUCAAGCUGUUUAUCCUCUUGCCCGUAUUAGACCAGGUUAUAGAAGUGUACCACUAUUUAAUGGUUAUAAUGAAGAAUUAGAAUUGGCUGCCUUACUUAUAAAUAUUGAUAUGAGAAAUCCAGAGGAGGAAGAUGGUGAUGUCUAUGCAUCUAUACAGGAAUUAAGAGAUAGAACUGAAAUGUUGAAUGCACAAAUUGAGGCUUUAGAAGUUUCAGAAGGUGCUUCUAAUGUUACUGAUAUGAAGUCACAGUUAGCAGAAACAGAAGAGAGAUUAUUGGCUAAACAUGAGGAAAGACGACAGAAGAAGGUUGCAACAAGACAUCAAAAAGUGUACAGACGUCAGUCUAACAUUUAAACUUUCUAUAUUUGUAACACACAUGUGGUAUGGCAUUAAUGUGUUAUCAGCAUUUAAAACAAGUCAAUCUUUCUUCUCUUUAUGUUUAAUGAAUGAAUCAUUAUUCUCACUGGUUGUUUUAUGUCACAAUCUUUUGUGUUAAUGAUAUUGGUUAAUGUGUAAUAAUUCUAAUUAUCUUUUAUAAGAAAUAUUUGUUCAACCAUAAGUGUUGUGUUCAUAAAGGCUUUUGAAGUGGUCAUAAUACAUUGCUAUGAAACUGCAUAAAAGUUUAACUUGGCAUAUGGUUAUUGUGUCUGGUCUUAUUUUCUAUUAUAAAAAAUGCUGGCAAUUUUUGCAUGAAUUGCACUAAUAAUAUAUUAAAUGCUUCAAAGUAUUUUGAAAUUUUACUGUGAUUCAGGAUUCGGUGACAUUGUUUGUGAAAAUGUCUGUCUAUAUUUUUAAAAUGUUAAGCAUUUGUCGAGACAAAACCUACAUGUAAACUUUCUCUAUCAAUAUGAAUAAUGAUAGUGAAGUGCAAUCAUUAUUCAUAUUGAUAGUGAUCUUAUUGUGACCAAAUAAUAUGUAAUUGAUCAUGAAAGAAAAAUAUACAAUAUCAUUACCUAUAUAGUCCCUCCAUGGCUGUUUAACUUUUUAUACACCCACAUUUCUAUUGUCAUCCCCCCCCCCCCCCCAGUCCAUCCAUCUGUCUGUCGUCCACAAUUGCCGGUGGAUGCUCUCCAAGUCAUCAUUAACUUUUGAGACAACUUUUCAUGAGACAAAGAAGUCUAUGGAUAUUCAACAAUUUCCAGUAAUCAAUUGAUCAAUUUGAAAAAAAUCUUCAUGUUCGUGAGUCAAAAGAAUUGUUUUCAAUUUGAACAAUAUAUAUAUUGUGUUUUCAUUCAAAGCAUAUUUGACAAAAUAAGACAAUAAUUCCUUUAUACUCUGGCCAUCCACAUCAGACCACCAAAUGAUAAUAACAUGUUUUGAUUGUCAGUAUGUCGAAUAACUGAUCUCUACUUGAUGUCUGAUUUUUACAGAUCGGAUUUAGUCAAUGUAAUUUUACUUGAUCAUCCACACACCACCACCACAAAAAAAUGGCAAUUAAACAGCCCUGGACCCCAUUCUCUACCACAAUUUACAUGUUUGUACAAUACAUGACCAAUUUAAUAUCAAUAUUAUGAAACUAAUGAAAAAAUAUUUUUUAAUUGUUCAAUAUUGUUGUAAGUAAAUGUAUAUUUUAAUAUAUUCAAUUGUUAAUGACUAUAUCGUUUAGAGGUAUUUCUGUGUACUCCACUCCACCACUAAAAGCCAAACUCGUGGAAUUUUUAGUUCUUCAGGUUCCUGAUAUAAUCCUUGCUGUAAGUGAUGUUUGUUUUUUCUUUAAAAUUUCAAAACAUAAAAAUUGAAAGAAAAGCAACCAAAUGAUUUUUGUUUUUAAAUACUUAGAAUAUUUUACCAAGCAAGGGUGGUACAAAUUUCAUAAUUCUUCCUGAAGAAUUAAAAAAAAAAUUUUUUGACCCAUUGAUGGACACCUGGUACCACUUUGAUUAUGGUAUUGCUCUGAUAUAUGGCAAAUCAAUCUACUGUCGUACAUUGAUUUUGUUAAAUUCAUCUAUUAGUCUUUGUAUUUGGACUUUUGGUUUGGAUCAUUUGGUUGAUAGUUUGUUCAAUAUUUACUUUAAUUAUUUUCAUCUAAAAAACGAUGAAAUCUAUUAAGGUCACAACGCAAUGAAGGCAAACAAACUGUUUUCUUAACUAAAAUAAAGCCCAAAAUGACCUUUCUAGUGUAAUUUAGAUAAUGAAAACAAAAAAUGUAGAUUGUAUACCAUCUUGGCCUUGAUGUUCAUAGCUCAGACGUCGUCCGAUGAUUAUAAGAAGAUGAAGAUGGUGGUAGAAUAUCAAUAGAAAAUUAUGUGUACUUGACUGUGUAACUUUUUAUUAUGUAUGGUCUGAAAGUCUAAAUACAUACACACAACAAAACUGAAAUGGCAACACUAAAUUCUAAUCUGAAGUGCUGUGGUUCUUGCAGAUAAGGCAAGUGGUAUUGGUUGUUCCAGGAAAAGUAAACAUACUUUGCUCUAUGGAUAAUACUGUCAAUUGUGGAGUCAGUAGCCCUACAAAUACGUAUGUGUAAUUGUGUCUAAAUAUUUAAACCUAUCCUGGCUUGGUUACAUGUAAUAGAUCUUGAUUUAUACAACGGAGUCGAGAUCUGAUCAGAUCUGAUAUACUAUAGACCUUGUAAAACAAACAUAAUGGUAAUUUGAAUAUGUAUUUAAGUUAAUUUGAGUUAAAACAAUAUGUUAUGAUAGUGAUUAAAAUACCAUGUUGAUUCAAAAGAAAGUAUGUAUUUAUAGUGGCUUAUUUUUACAUUGUUGUUUUAUAGAUAAUAUUAUAAGUAUUAGAGUAUUGUGAUAUAAGUUGUGUAUAUAUUAUAUUUGUAUAAAAAUAUAAAAAGAAAAUUAUUCAAUUGAUGUUUAAUGUAAUUAUAUGUACUGUAUACUUUAACAAGGUAUUUUUGGUUAUAUAGACUAUCUACGUAUAUAUCAUAUAGGUAUUUUUUCGUUUGCAAAUAUAAUAAGCUGAAACAUUUUCCUCCUAUCUUUCACAGGGCUAAUGUGCUAACCUCCCAUGCAUGUGCUUUUAAAAUGCAACAUAAUAAUUAUGUCGUAGAAUGUAACAGUGCCAUUUUAUAUGCUUGAGUAAUUGGUCAUUUAAAAAAAAUAUAUAUUACCAUUGAAAACAUGAAAGAGUGCAUAAUACUUGUAUGCAUAUUACAUUUAUCGGUUAACUACCGAAGCAAGAUUACAUAACACUUUAAGCUAUAUUAAUACCGUAAAAAUAUGGAAAAAAAAUUUCUCGAAGAACAAGAUACGUUAACUAUGAUUUGGAAUUUUCAUCAAUAAAUUUCACUUUGCCAAAACAGAAAUAUGUUCACAUUUCCAGCUAACCUGAAAAUAAGAUUUAUAUAUUAUCUUCCUUUCACCCAAACAUUUUAAAACGUAUCCGUUUUUUUUUUCAAGCAUUAAACAUAUACAAUUUGUUCAGAAAGAAACAAUAUUUAUUAUGUAUUUCUGGUCAAUAUUACUCGAUAUUUUAGUUGUAUAGACACAGCUUUUUUGGCUAAGCAUUAAUACCACCCUCCUUUAUACCAGUGACAUAUAUAUAGUGUUAUACCAAAGAUCAAAUACAAUCAAGUAGAAUCUAUUAUUUAGACAUUGAUAUAUGAUAUUUCCUCAUCAACCAGUGCAAGCUUACCUAAAUCAAUGUUAUAACUGUGAAUGUUUUAGUACAGUCAUGUGCAGAAUAUAUUGUAUGCCAUUGCUUUAAGAAUAGUUGAAACCAAGACACCUGAAACUAAAUAGUGACUAGUAUACAUGUCUGUCUUUGUUUGUUCUGUCUUCAUUAGCCUUUAUGGUGCAGAAAAGUAGGACGUUAAACCCCAUUUCAUUUCAUUUCUUUGUUAUGUGAACUCCGCAAAUGAGAAGUAGUGUCUCAUAUUCUAAGUAGAGCGAUAGUUUGGAACUGAAUUUCAGAUGUAAAGAUUGUAGCACUUAGAAUUCUGUGGAACUGGUUAACAGAUGAGUCUCGGAUAUCCAUAGCAACUGUGUGGUGACACCACUUUUCAAUUUGUGCGUAUAUAUUUUAGUUUCAUUUGCUUUUGGUUAACGAAUAUCUACAAAUAUGUUUAUUAUAAAUAGCCUAUUGACUAAGUGGUGUAAAAUGUAUUUUAGAAAGUGAUGAAGAAAUUAAUGUAUGAAAGUCCUAAUAUAUGUUAGAAAUAAUCAUGUGUGUAAUGCUGCCUUAUGUAUUUACAUCAGUUGUGAAUCGUGAUACAGAUUUCUUCUUCAUUAAAUGAUUAAUAUAAAGAUUAUGAAUUGAGUAUUAUUUUGGCUAAACCUAUAUCUGAACAAUAUUUAACAUUGUUAACAUAAAGUUAUAUUUAUAGUACUAUAGUAAAUUGUAAUUAACAUGGAAGGAACAUACUUGUAUGUCUUUUAACAAUAAAUUUAUCUAUCAAUAUUA